AUGGAUGAGCUAACACCGCUUCAAAGAAGCAUUCUGAGUAAAUACGAGACGCUUGCAGAUUCACUACACAACCUCGAUGAAACUAUAAAGGAUUUGAGCAGACGCGAUGUGCCUGAAUCGCCAGAAGAGGUGCUGCGGCAACUUCGUGAGAUUGAAAUUAAGAUCGCCCUGGUGGGGACCUUACUCAAAGGAAGUGUCUAUUCCCUGGUUUUGCAGAGGCGGGGCCUGAAGCAAGGAGAGGCCUAA
Lachancea thermotolerans CBS 6340 is the source of this 246-nucleotide messenger RNA. RefSeq names its product Dad3p (gene DAD3). Lineage: Eukaryota; Fungi; Ascomycota; Saccharomycetes; Saccharomycetales; Saccharomycetaceae. The transcript has a single exon. Gene Ontology annotation, cellular component: mitotic spindle; DASH complex. Bases 1 to 246 code for a protein of 81 amino acids. Gene Ontology annotation, biological process: attachment of spindle microtubules to kinetochore. The record is from RefSeq and is a predicted model, not a curated record.